UCACGCUGUAAAGGGAAAAUGUGCGUUAGCGUGCGAACCGAGGGAACCCCUUAGUUAGUUAGCAGAGAGUGGAAACAUGGAUGAUGAGGAGGUCGCCGAAAGCUGGGAAGAGGCAGCAGAUAGUGGGGAAAUGGAGAGAAGACUAGAGGAAAAGCUUCGAAGCCAUCAGAAAGAGAGACUUUCAAGUGGCAGUUCAAGCCGCUCUCCAAUGAGGACAGCAAUUGUAAUCCAGGAUGACUCCCUUCCUGCAGCACCCCCAACUCAGAUUCGUAUUUUGAAGCGACCCUCCAGUAAUGGAUCCUUAGGAUCAUCUGUGACGCAUACCCGACCCUCCCCGCAAGUAAAAUCCUUAGCUCAGCGAGAGGCGGAAUAUGCAGAAGCCAGGAAGAGAAUCCUUGGCAGUGCUACUCCUGAUGAUACGCCCCAGGAGAGAUCCAAUUUAGACCGAUCCCCACGUGGAAGCAGCCAUACACUGUCAGAGGAAAACAGACCAGGAAAUAAUGUGGUUCGACAACCAGCUGGUCCAGAUGGUACACAAGGCUUUCACCAACGCAGAUAGAAACGGCAGCCUUUCCUGGGAGGAAGGGAGAGGCAAUGCUGGGGCUCCUAGAAGAUGGUUGAAAUUCAAAUAUUUUUUAUCAAUAUUUAGGAUAUGGAAUGUUUUUCAAAAUAAGUCUAAAACCCUCUCAAAUCCAGCAUGGCAUUUGUGCCAGUGUGUGGAAUGUAAAAGGGGGAAAGAAACCCAACACAGAGGAGUGGAUGGGGAACAUUUUACUCCCCAGUUUUACACUGUGAUGAGGACUUCACUUCCGAACACUGCUCACUGUGAUGUCCAGCCCCCAUCCCUCAAAAUAAAAAAGAGAAAAUAGAGAAAAACAAAGCAGAACUGCAGAUCAAUAUUCCUUUUCUCACUUAAGUCAACUUUGGAAGCCAGCCUAUCACGUAAUUUAAGCCAUGAAAACCCCUCUGAAAAGACGUUUGAAGAAGACAACAAGUGGUGAAAAAGCCGAGCUGGAUGUGCUAUAACUAACAAGAGGAUGGAAUAAGGCACCAGCUUCUUUCAGCAAUAAUAACAGAAAUAUCACUAAUUGUUCAGACCUCCCUUCCACACUGUUCCUCCCAAGCUUUUGUAUUUGUUGUUUUUGUCUUUGUUUUAAUUUUGGUUAUUACUGGCUUGGUCUGCUAAUCACCAUAUGUUUUUAAAUGGGUAGGGAACAGUGAGGGUAUUGUGGAAAUUCAUGCUGAAUUUAAGUUCUUUAUUGUUUACGGUUAUUUUUUUUUUUCUUAUGUUGUUUUACUCAUUGGUCUUCCUUUGGCUGUCCUGUUUUCUAUAUAAAGAGAGACUAAAAACAAAAACCAGUAGAGAAUUAAAUGAGUGAAGCAAAUCACAUUUUUAAACAGUUUCUAUAUGCCUUUAUAUGAGUUGAGAAGGUAGUCAUUUUUAGACCUGUGUCUUUAAAAUCCAAUGGAAAUUUCUGUAAAUAUUUGUUGUGCUGGGAAGAACCAAAGGAAGUGAUGUAAGGGGAGUCAAGAUUUUGCUGGCUCCCCUCGCCUCACUUCCUCCACAAAUCUGCUGUCAAUCAUUUUCUUUUCUUUUUAUUUGUGUAGGAACUCAGGUUGUUUUGAGGAAUUAUGAGAGAAUUAAGUUGUGGAUAGGUUUUUAACUGAAUGAUGGCGCAAUGUCAAACUUCCAUGAAGUAUGGCUUUAAGUUCAUUUGAAAAACACCUCUAAAACUGGAGUACAGAAUAUCCUUUAAGAGAUUAUUUAAUGUUUAUUGUACCUAAGAAUAAAGUGUGCAUAUCACCAGUGGCAUACACAAGACAACUUAUUUGGAGUGUUAAGUCAGUUGACCUACUUGCGCUGGCUCUUGCAAUACAAUGUCUAUAUAUGAAGAGCAAUACUAACUUUCCUGACUGUAACUCCCUGCUUUUUUUUUUUAUACUCCUCUUAAACCUUAAUUUGCUGUACUGUUCAAGAAAGAUAUCUGAAAUGACCUGCAGUUUAUGGAAAUACCCUUUAAUCUUGCAUCAAAUACUUGUCAUUGUUCACUCAUUGUGCUGUAACAAAUCAGGACAGGUUUGUCGUGCCCUGCCUGUGAACACAGAAAUCUGCCUGUAAAUAAUUUUCAAAAUCCCAUUUAAUAAAGACUUUUUAAAUAAUGUCUCUGAUGAACAAUUUCCAGAUUUGGGUGUUUGAUUAACCCUUUAAUGCAUGGGAAUUUUACCAAACAUUACAUAUUCUGAUCUUUAAGAGACCCGACACAUAUAUCAAAAAUGCAUCUGCAAAACCCAGGUAGUGCAACAUUUUUUCAAAUAUUUUCAAGACAAUUAGAAAAUAAAAUAUAUUUGUAUAUGUUUUGAUGUUUUAUUUUUCAUAUUUUACAUCAAAGAGAUAAUGAUUU
Molecule: messenger RNA, 2402 nt
Organism: Xyrauchen texanus (razorback sucker)
Lineage: Eukaryota; Metazoa; Chordata; Actinopteri; Cypriniformes; Catostomidae
Product: SUZ domain-containing protein 1-like
Exons: 4
Coding region: 77-559 (160 amino acids)
Source: RefSeq, a predicted model, not a curated record